UUUCAGCUCCGUAGUUAGCUCAAGCGUGCAUUUCCGAAUUGGGGAAGAACAAAACAGUAAUCGGAAUUUCGUCCUUGGAAACCCUAGCCUUGAAUAGUGCUUCGGAGUUCAUAUUCCGAAGCUUUUUUCUCGCAUUAGAUUUGAUUUUGUAGGUUUUUCCUAUUACGUGUUCAGCUUCGAGUAGGGAAAACUCAAUAUAGCUUGGAUUUGAUGUUAAAGUUGGUAUUUUUAGACGAUUUAGCUGGUGGUUGUCUCUUCAAUUUUCGCCUUUUGCAUUUGAAGAAAAUGAGUUAUAAAAUGAGGGUCAGAAUAGUAUGACUCUGCCUUACCCAUUUGGGGUCCACAAAUUGGGUCUUAUGUUUGGGGUAUAUAAUUUUUGGGGCCUUAGGGUUUCAGUACAUAUGCUUUAGCAGUUGAAGGCAGUUCAAUAAUGCGUAAUUUUAAUGCCUAAGUUUAGAUAUCACAGCUGCUUGUAGUGGUUUGACGAUAAGGGAAGUAUGCCGGUUAUAGUUGGGGGAAAUGCAAAAAUAUCAUGCUGGCAGCUGCACUAAUGCAGUUAAUAACAGUGCGAUUGGUGGGCCAUCCGCUAGGGACAUUGGAAGAACUGAUUCAUCUUCCUUCCCAGCUAACUUUUCUGUAAGUUCAAGGCGACAACCCCCGUUAAACUCAUACAAGUUGAAGUGUGAUAAAGAACGUCUGAACUCUAGGCUUGGGCCCCCAGACUAUCACCCCCAAACACCAAACUGCCCCGAGGAGACUCUGACCAGAGAAUAUUUGCAAUCUGGAUAUAGGGACACGGUUGAGGGGCUUGAGGAAGCUAGAGAAAUCUUGUUGACCCAGGUUCCAAAUUUUAACAAGACAAUUGUCCUUAAUUGCAAAGAGGCUAUUAGAAAACGUCUGAGGGCCAUCAAUGAAUCACGUGUUCGGAAGCGGAAGGUUGGUCAAGUCUAUGGAGUGGCUCUUUCAGGAUCACAACUCGCUAAGCCUGCUGUUUUCCCUGAGCAAAAGCCAUGCCCUGAAGACUUCCGGAAGAAAUGGAUUGAGGGCUUAUCUCAACAGCACAAGCGGUUACGUUCGUUGGCUGAUCUUGUUCCUAAUUAUAGUAAGAAAUCACUUUUAGAGGUUCUCAUUACGAAUAAUGUUCCGUUGCUGAGGGCUACCUGGUUUAUAAAGGUUACUUACCUCAAUCUGGUUCGGCCUGAUUCUGCUGACAAAACCCAGUCUUCUUGUUCUGAGCUUUGGACCAAAGAUGUUAUUGAAUACUUGCAAACUCUGCUGGAUGAUUUUUUCUCAAAAAAUACUUCUCAUUCUACUCCUCAUAGUCGAGAUCGAUCACCCCAAAUGCCUUACACAGCCUCACUUCAGCACGGAAGUGACCAAUUAUUAUAUGUUUCUGAUGGUGAACAACCAUCUUCACAUUUUAGAUGGUGGUAUAUUGUACGGCUUCUUCAAUGGCAUCAUGCUGAAGGGCUGCUUCUUCCUUCUCUUGUCAUUGACUGGGUUUUGCAUCAACUACAGGAAAAACAAUUGCUUGAGAUUUGGCAGCUGCUAUUGCCUAUUGUAUAUGGCUUUUUAGAAAUUGUAAUUCUAUCUCAAACAUAUGUACGUACUCUUGCUGGAGUAGCUCUUCAUAUUAUUCGCUAUCCUGCUCCAGGUGGAUCGGAUCUAGUAGAUAAUUCCCGGAGGGCUUAUACAAUUUCUGCUCUGAUUGAAAUGCUGCGUUAUUUAAUACUUGCGGCUCCAGAGAUUUUUGUUGCUUUGGAUUGCUUUCCUUUACCAUCGUCUGUAGUUUCACAUACAAUAAAUGAUGGGAAUUUUGUACUAAAACUAAAUGAAGCUGCCGGAAAGAUAAAAAAUAGUUCAGAAGAUGUGUGCAUAUUUAGAAGUAAAGGACUUGAUGCACAACACCAAUCAUUGGCAUUUGAUCAUGUUAUUUCAUGCAUUCAGAAACAUGCAGAAGAUCUCACAAAGGCUGCAAGCCCAGGCUAUCCAGGUCCCUGUUUGGCUAAAGCUGCACUAGCCUUGGAUAAAUCCCUUGUGCUAGGUGAUAUACGUGGAGCAUACAAAUUUCUUUUUGAGGAUCUUUGUGAUGGAACUGUAUCUGAAGGUUGGGUUGCAAAAGUCUGCUCUUGCUUGAGGUUAUCGCUCAAGUGGCUUUUGACUGUAAAUACAUCACUUAUUUAUUCAGUGUUCUUCCUUUGUGAGUGGGCAACAUGUGAUUUCAGGGAUUUUCGGACUGCUCCUCUUUGUGACAUAAAGUUCACAGGUAGGAAAGAUCUUUCUCAUGUGCAUAUAGCUGUUAGACUUUUAAAAAUGAAGCUGAGGGAUAUGCAGAUUUCACCAAGACAAAAGAAUGGAAGCAUCCAUAGAGUCAGUUAUUUUGCAAAAUGUUCAAGUCAGCAGAGUAAUCGGAACUUUGUGAACAAUGCAUCCAAAAUAAAAUCCAGUUCAAAAAAUGUGGAUCGGAGUAUCUGUCCUUCAGUUAUAUUUGAAAGCCCUGGUCCUCUACAUGAUAUUAUAGUUUGUUGGAUUGAUCAGCAUGUGGUGCAUAAAGGGGAAGGUCUCAAACGCCUAAAUCUAUUUAUAGUGGAACUCAUACAUGCAGGUAUCUUUUACCCCUUGGCAUAUGUACGCCAACUGAUAGGGAGUGGGAUCAUGGAUGUGAAUGUAAAUGUGGACUUGGAGAGACAGAAGAGACAUUGUCGAAUCUUGAAACAGCUUUCCGGGAACUUCGUGCAUGAUGCUCUGGAAGAAUCAGGGAUUAUAGAAGGGCCACAUCUUAUUGAAGCCUUGCAAGUUUACUUGAAUGAACGCCGUCACAUACUUCGUGGUUCUAUGAAUGAGAACCAUCGCAAUGCCAUUAGUGCUAGUAUAUCUUCUCUCAAGCAAAAACAUUGUACAUCUUCAACAAAAGAUGGAGCUUCUACAGUGUCAAUUGAUCAGUGGAAAACUGUUCUUUCUAGUAAAAUAUCUUCUAAAAAUGCAAAGGAUGUCACUGGUGCUCAAGAGCUGAAGGCAGUUAUCUCAGUACUGUUACAGCUGCCAAACAAUUUAUCUAAUUUGAGCACUACAGCCACUACUGGAAUGGAUGAAUCUCAAGGCAGUGCCAGAAGACCUAUUGGGUCUCACAGCAAGAUUGAUCUUGUGGAGGCUACACCUGGGUGUGAAGAAUGUAAAAGAGCAAAGAGACAAAAAUUGAGCGAGGAAAGAAGUUCAUUUGUUCAAGUUCAUUCUUCAGUUCUAUCUGAUGAUGAAGAUACAUGGUGGGUGAAGAAGGGGCUAAAAUCCUCAGAGCCUCUCAAAGUUGAUCAACCAGUUAAGUCAACCAAGCAGGUUACUAAGAGUCGUCAGAAGUCUGUGCGUAAAACCCAGAGUCUUGCUCAACUGGCAGCUUCUAGAAUUGAAGGUAGCCAAGGGGCAUCAACAAGUCAUGUGUGUGAUAAUAAGGUAAGCUGCCCUCACCAUAGAAAUGCUAUGGAUGGAGAUACAGCGAGGUCUGUUUGUGGAAAUCAAACAAGUCAUUGUGAGGAUAUCAUUUCAACUGGAAAAGCGCUAAAAAGGCUUCGCUUUGUUGAGAAAAAGGAAAUAACAGUUUGGCUGAUGACUGUAGUUAGGGAGCUUAUUGAAGAGACUGAAAAAAAUGUUGGUAAAGUUGGCCAGUUUGGCAGGCCUCUUGCUACCAUGGAUGAUAGAAGCUCAUUACGAUGGAAACUUGGUGAGGAUGAACUUUCUGAUUUACUUUAUCUGAUGGACAUCUCAGAUGAUUUAGUAUCAGCUGUCAAAUUCCUCCUUUGGUUGCUGCCAAAGGUCUACGCUAGCCCCAGUUCUACAAUUCAUAGUGGAAGGAAUGCUCUGAUGCCAAGGAAUGUGGAGAGCCAAGUUUGUGAUGUUGGGGAGGCUUUUCUGCUAGCAUCGCUGAUGAGGUAUGAGAACAUUCUUGCGGCAGCAGAUCUUAUUCCUGUAGCUCUGUCAUCUGUAAUGCAUCGUGCUGCCACAAUUAUAGCAUCAAAUGGAAGGGUUUCAUGUUCGGGAGCCUUAGCUUUUGCUCGUUAUUUAUUGAAAAAGUAUAGCAAUGUAGUCAGUGUCAUUGGAUGGGAGAAAAAAUUUAAGACUUUGUGUGAUAAGAGACUUGCUUCCGAACUUGAGUCUGGACGGUCAGUUGAUGGAGAGUUAGGGCUUCCCCUUGGCAUUCCCGCGGGAAUUGAGGGCCCUGAUGAAUUCUUCCAUCAAAAGAUAAGUGGUGUCCGGUUACCAUCCAGAUUAGGUUCAGGCAUGAGAGAUGUAGUACAACGUAAUGUGGAAGGUGCGUUUCACUAUCUUUUUGGAAAAGAAAAAAAGCUCUUUGCUACUGGUACACCAAAAGGUCUUGCUUUAGAAAAAUGGGAUAAUGGAUAUCGAAUUGCUCAACAAAUAGUUAUGGGUCUGAUAGAUUACAUAAGGCAGACAGGUGGUGCUGCUCAAGAAGGGGAUCCCUCUUUGGUCACUUCUGCUGUUUCUGCCAUUGUUGGCAGUGUUGGUCCAACUUUAGCAAAAUUGCCUGAUUUUUCAGCUGGCAAUAAUCAUGCAAGUAUGUCAUUGGCAACAAGUUCAUUGAACUAUGCUAAAUGCAUUCUGCGAAUGCAUAUAACUAGUUUGUGCCUGCUCAAGGAAGCCUUGGGAGAACGUCAAAGCCGUGUAUUUGAGAUUGCUCUUGCAACAGAAGCUUCUACUGCCCUUGCUGGAGCUUUUGCUCCAAGUAAAGCAUCUCGAACUCAGUUUUCACCUGAAAUCCAAGAUACUAGUACCACUAUUUCAAAUAAUGCUGUAAACAGCUCCAGUAAAGUUGUUGUCGCGAGAACAAUGAAAAUUGCUGCUGCUGUUUCUGCACUUGUUGUUGGUGCAAUUAUAUAUGGUGUUACCAGCCUAGAAAGAAUGAUAACCGUUCUCAGAUUAAAUGAGGGCUUGGAUGUCUUGCAAUUUGUAAGAAGCACAAGAUCCCAUUCAAAUGGAAAUGCACGUUCAACCGGGGCUUUUAAGGGGGAUAGUUCAGUUGAAGUUCAUGUCCAUUGGUUUAGAUUGCUUGUUGGAAACUGCAGAACCAUCUGUGAAGGCUUAGUGGUGGAUCUCUUGGGUGAACCUUUUAUUGUAGCUCUUUCACGGAUGCAGCGCAUGCUUCCUCUAAGUUUGGUCUUUCCUCCUGCCUAUUCAAUAUUUGCCUUUGUCAUGUGGCGGCCCUUCAUUGUGAAUGCAAAUGUAGCAGUCCGUGAAGACAUGAAUCAACUUCAUCAGUCUCUAACCAUGGCAGUAAGUGAUGCAAUAAAACAUUUGCCUUUUCGUGAUGUAUGCUUAAGAGAGUCUCAGGGUCUUUAUGAUCUUAUGGCUGCAGAUAGGAAUGAUGCAGAGUUUGCAACCUUGCUAGAGUUGAAUGGCUCUGAUAUGCAUUUGAAAUCCACAGCAUUUGUUCCCCUUCGUGCUAGACUUUUUCUAAAUGCUAUGAUUGAUUGUAAGAUGCCACAAUCUGUUUAUACAAAGGAUGAUGGAAUCCGGAUUUCUGGACAUGGUGAAUCUAAAGUUCAUUUUACAAAUAGUGAAUCUAAGCUUCAGGAUAAGAUUGUAGAUGUUUUAGAUGCCCUGCAACCUGCCAAAUUUCACUGGCAAUGGGUUGAACUCAGGCUGCUUUUAAAUGAACAAGCACUCAUUGAAAAACUUGAGACACAUGAUAUGUCCUUAGCUGAUGCUUUACAGUUUUCUUCACCUAAUUCAGAGAAGGUUGCUGCCUCUGAGAAUAAGAACAAUUUUAUUCAAAUAAUUCUUACAAGGUUAUUGGUUAGACCUGAUGCUGCAUCCCUUUUCUCGGAGUUGGUUCAUCUUUUUGGGAAGUCACUAGAAGAGUCAAUGUUGUUCCAGGCUAAAUGGUUCCUUGGAGGUCAAGAUGUCCUCUUUGGUCGGAAGACCAUUAGGCAACGACUAAUUAACAUUGCGGAGGGCAAAGGAUUUUCUGUUAAGACCCAGUUUUCGGAGCCCUGGGGUUGGUGUAGCCCAUGUACUGAUCCUGUAACUAUCAAGGGGGAUAGAAGGAAAGUGGAUUCUGUGUCUCUUGAAGAAGGGGAAGUUGUUGAAGAGGGAGUGGAUGUGAAAAGGUCCAUAAAAGGAUUCUCUCAAGUGUUUGACUCUAAAAGCUCAAGCAGUAAGCAGCAGCAUGAGACUGAGAGGGCUUUCCUCGAGUUAAUACUUCCUUGCAUAGAUCAAAGCUCUGAUGAAUCUCGUAAUUCCUUUGCGAGUGAUUUGAUCAAACAACUAGGUUAUAUUGAGCAUCAAAUAUCUGCAGUUACUCGUGGGCCUAGUAAGCCAGCGGCAAGUACUGCUCCUGUAAUUGAAGGUCGGACAAAUAAAGUAAAUAGCCGCAAAACUAUAAGAGGCGGCGGCCCUGGAUUAGCCAGAAGACCAACAGCUGCAACAGAUUCUUCUCCACCUUCUCCUGCAGCUUUACGGGCCUCAAUGUCAUUACGUCUGCAGUUACUCAUGAGAUUUCUUCCUAUUCUUUGCACAGACGGGGAUCCCUCUGUGCGGAACAUGAGACACACACUUACCACUGUAAUUCUUCGUCUUCUUGGUAGCCGGGUUGUGCAUGAGGAUGCAGACAUUUCGGUGAAUGCUAUGCACUGUUCUCUGCUGAGGAGGGAGGUGGAGUCUCCUUCUGAAGCUGCUUUUGUGAAUUCUUCUGUUGAGGGCCUGUUCGAUCGUUUGUUGUUGAUUUUGCAUGGAUUGUUGAGUAGUUGUCCUCCAAGCUGGCUUAGGUUGAAACCGGUUUCAAAGACGACUAAUGAACCUACUAGGGAAUUUUCUGGAUUUGAUCGAGAUUUAUUGGAGACUUUGCAGAAUCACUUAGAUUCUAUGCAACUGCCUGACACCAUCCGGUUCCGAAUCCAAGCUGCAAUGCCUGUACUACUUCCCUCUGUGCGGUGCUCUUUCUCCUGUCAGCCACCAUCUGUUCCAAUCUCUUCUGUUGUAUCUUUUCAUCCCAGCAUUACAAAUUCUGGGUUUAACUCCAGCAGUUCGAGUGUCUCUCAGAGAAACACGGUUCCAUUAUCAAGAACUGCACCAUCAGGGAAGUCAAAACAACAGGACAAUGACUUGGAAGUUGACCCUUGGAUGCUUUUAGAAGAUGGUGCUGGUUCCUGCCCUUCUGCAAGUAAUGCUGCUAUCAUAGGAAGUGGUGACCGUGUUAAUAUUCAGGCCGCCAGCUGGCUUAAAGGGGCUGUAAGGGUAAGACGGACAGACCUUACAUAUGUUGGUGCUGUGGAUGAUGAUAGUUGAUUAACAAGAUUUUUGAUUGGUUUUGGAGUAAGCAAAACCCUCAGCAUGUGUAUUUGGUCUUUCAUUAUCUGUUAUUGAUGCAUGACUAGCAUGAAGAUGCCAUUUUGUGCUUGCCCUUCUUGUGUUGAAGGGAAGUUGAGGGGACAUCAGUUUGAGAAACAUUUGAAGGGAUGGGUUCUUGGUUGAAGAGAAGCAAAGGUGAAAUUGUUCUCACAAGCCCAUUCUUUGAAAAUUUCUCCAGUGCUACGGAUGCACUGAAAUACACUGAAUUUUCAGUGCAUCCUCCACUCAGAAUGUGACACUUGUUUUACUUUUGUCAAAUCAUUAAUAAAUAAUUUAUUUUAAAAUCAGGUGAGAGAGUGAUUUGAUAAAAAGUAAGACACGUGUCACUGAGUGAAAGAUGUACUGAAAACUCAGUACAUCCGUAGCAUUGAAGAUAUUCUCCCAUUCUGUUGGUUCUGGCCUGGUUGACUACUAACUUGUUGAUCACUCCCCCCCUCUGAAAUUGUGCACUUCAGGCACAGUUCAGAGGUUUGUUGUACAUAUAGGGACAUUGUUUCACUUUACCAUUUUAUUUUGAGUAAUAUGUCUCAAGUGAUCUGUAGUUGUUUCCUUCUCAUUCAUGUCUUAAUGUGCACUCUUGUGUGAGCUGUGUCUGUAUCUUUUGGGGCCACAAGCACACCCAAGGGCACGCAACCAAUUUUUCUUAUAUAUUUAGAUUAUCAAAAUUAUCUGUGCUUUCAUCUGUAGCAUCAGCAUGAAAUGCAGCAUUCAAUUAUUUACUUACAAGACUAGAGAUUUUUUUUUAAAUUAUCAUAUUUUAGCUUAAAUACACACUAGUAGCUGUACCAUAUAAACAGAUCUUUGUCAUCAUUUGUUAUGAUUUUUUGUGGAUGACUAUGGUUGUGGGUUGACUUAGUUUACAGAACA
Gastrolobium bilobum is the source of this 8226-nucleotide messenger RNA. RefSeq names its product mediator of RNA polymerase II transcription subunit 12-like. The record is from RefSeq and is a predicted model, not a curated record. Gene Ontology annotation, molecular function: transcription coregulator activity. The transcript has 14 exons. Gene Ontology annotation, cellular component: mediator complex. Gene Ontology annotation, biological process: regulation of transcription by RNA polymerase II. Bases 520 to 7296 code for a protein of 2258 amino acids. NCBI's taxonomy places the organism in Eukaryota, Viridiplantae, Streptophyta, Magnoliopsida, Fabales, Fabaceae.